This is a messenger RNA of Ylistrum balloti, 1199 nucleotides long. RefSeq names its product RNA transcription, translation and transport factor protein-like. Gene Ontology annotation, molecular function: RNA binding. Bases 64 to 804 code for a protein of 246 amino acids. Gene Ontology annotation, biological process: tRNA splicing, via endonucleolytic cleavage and ligation. Lineage: Eukaryota; Metazoa; Mollusca; Bivalvia; Pectinida; Pectinidae. The record is from RefSeq and is a predicted model, not a curated record. The transcript has 8 exons. Gene Ontology annotation, cellular component: tRNA-splicing ligase complex.
UGAAACGCAAGACUAGCGCUGUAUUUUAUCUAAUUUCUUUUACAUUGACUAGGUUAUCAGACUAUGUUCAGACGAAAAUUAUGUGCAUUAGAGUACCAACAAGCAGACAAUUUCGACCAUGACAAUGAAAAUGAGUUCAGGAAUCUAAUACUUUGGCUAGAAGACCAGAAAAUUCGACAUUAUAAGAUUGAGAACAGAACAGGGCUGAGGAACAUCAAUGGCGGUGACUGGUCAAAGGCUUUGCAAAGUUACCUAGAAGAACUUGGUUGUCCAUACCAGCUUGCUGAAAGGCCAGUUUUGAUAGAUUGGUUGCUAGGAUAUGCAGUACGUCUGGAUUACGGAGACUCUGCUGACCAGUACAGGAACAUAACACCAGAUACUGUGAAAGCCAGAUCUGCUGCACCUGCUGGAUCUACAAACCCAUUAGACAAUUUAGACUUCAAUGAUGCUGAUUUUAAAGCAGGAGUUGCCUCCCUUUCCAUGAUUCUCAAAGUUCCUCCACAUGCUGACCACCUAGAACAACUUAAGGCCAUAUGUUUACUGGUUAAAGACAGGCUGUCAAAAGAGGCUAUAGCAAAAGCCACAUCACAACCAAAGGGAGUACAAGUACCAUUAGAUAAAACAGAGCUAGGAUUUGAAACUGGAGAUUAUAUCAUCAAUGAAGCUGCCAAAAUUGUAAGGUUAUUGCAUAUAAAGGACUUAAGAGAUUUGCAGACACAGAUUAACGCUGCGAUAGUAGGGGUACAAACCAUCACGGCCAAUCCCAAAACUGACAGCAGACUCGGAAAAGUUGGCAGAAUGUAAACAUGGCUUAAUCUAAAGCCCAGCUCAUUGCCGAAGUCUAGAAGAGACUGAAAUCCUUGUAAAAUUGUGAAAGGAACUGGAGAUUCACAAAAGGUUUUCAUUUUGUGUAGAACUGGUGCUGUUGCCACAUCAUCACUUAUAAUUCCUAUAGAUCAUUGCAAUGGACAAUUUGUAAAGUCCAAUUUGUCUGAUCCUGAACUGGGAUAAUUACUCAUAAGUUAGUACAGAGUAAUGUACUAUCUUUAAGUUCAGAGUUUUGAGUGACGAGAGAAUCAUGCCCUGUAUAACCUGCAAUAAAUUAUUUGUUCAAGAAACUUUUAAAGUGCUAAUUAUACCGCAAGAUUGACAAUGUGACAUUGUAUAUUGUAAUAAAACUAUAUACAGUACAUUUUCAA